AUGGUAGCCAUUGUAAUUUAUAUUUUUCUAUUACCUCUAAUGAACACAUUUCCAACUUCUUUGAUAACAAAUUCUGCAGACAACAAUAAUAACUUGAUGCAGAAUUCUACUGAUUUGCAUGAGACCACCACAGUAUUGAUUACUGAAAUGAAAGAAACAGAAACGACAAGUUCAAGCAAUACGACUGUACCAUAUUACGAAUAUAAUUACGCUUCAGCUGGAAAUCCAAUGUUCUCCAGCAGCGCCAUUGUUUGCAUGGUAUUUGCCGUUCUUGUUUUCAUCGGCUGUGUUUAUCCAUUGAAAUGUUGUAAGAAUGUACAUUUGGAAGCGAGCAAAGUCUGGAUCGAAGACUAUAAACUUUACAUUUGA
This is a messenger RNA of Adineta ricciae, 369 nucleotides long. The record is from the annotation of a GenBank genome assembly. NCBI's taxonomy places the organism in Eukaryota, Metazoa, Rotifera, Eurotatoria, Adinetida, Adinetidae.